Molecule: messenger RNA, 960 nt
Organism: Aureobasidium musti
Lineage: Eukaryota; Fungi; Ascomycota; Dothideomycetes; Dothideales; Saccotheciaceae
Source: the annotation of a GenBank genome assembly
AUGAUGCCCGCUGGCAAACAAGGAAUACUAUUCAGACAUCUGGUCAUCCCCCCUGUCGCCAAGCUCUAUCCCGACCUCUUUGCGGAGCCCGAUCUCGAAAAUCAGAUACGCCAGGAUCAACCGAACGGCUACGGCAGGUUCAAUCAAGCCCCCUUCGUUGUGUGCAGGGAGGUCCUGAUCAGGAUGAUUGAGCAAUGCGCUCAGGAGAUGAGAGAUCACUCAUGUCUCAGAGACGCCGAUACCGAAUCUCAGUAUCUCUCACCACGUCCCAGACUCAAGCGCUCUCGUCUUGAUGGCUUCGAAGCAAUUGACACCGAACAAGAGCCAGCCCCAAAGAGACAGAUGGUCACGCCGUUCACAUUCGCUCACAUCAAAGCUGUCGCAACACCUCCUCCGCCGGACCUUCCCAAACUCUCGAAGUCCGACAUUGCUCCUUCCGAAACUAUCAAGUCAAAACCAAGUGAAGGGUUUCGCAGAGGCCCGUCAACUGUCGCAGAACUCCUCGAACAGGAAAGAGCAGCCAGAGCUCAGUCUCGAAACGCAUUUUCCUCUCCCAUAAGUCCUGCGAAGGACAGAAAGGAUUCCGCCGCUUCGAACGAACAUACUACAACCCGUGGUGAUGGUGAGCGCGUCGAUCCUGCGGUUCUUGAGCGCAGACGGCUUCAUAUCCACAACGUUGCCACUCGGACAAAGAAAAGAGACGUGGCAGACUUUUUCGACGGUUAUCGCGUUGGCGCUAUAAGUCCUAUCACCAUGACUAAGGGACGCAAAGGAGGCUACUCUUGCUUUGCCGACUUCAGCACCCACGAACAAGCAAAACGUGCCAUAGGAGAUCUGGACCGCACGCCCCUGCUCGGUCGCGUGGUCGAUAUCGAGAUGGCACAACCCUCCCCUACACUUGUCGACGAGAAAGAGAAGGACAAGCAUCCACUUCCUGUCAAGCCGACCACCAGAAAAUGA